Molecule: messenger RNA, 1470 nt
Organism: Ascoidea rubescens DSM 1968
Lineage: Eukaryota; Fungi; Ascomycota; Saccharomycetes; Ascoideales; Ascoideaceae
Product: type II protein arginine methyltransferase
Exons: 3
Cellular component (GO): mitochondrion
Molecular function (GO): protein-arginine omega-N symmetric methyltransferase activity
Source: RefSeq, a predicted model, not a curated record
AAAAACAACUUUAUCCAUGAGUAUUCGAUAUCACCAACUACUUUUUCUUAUCAAUUGCCAAAUAAAAACUCAAAUCUUGAUGAUAUAACAAUAGCACCAAAUCCCUUAUCGUAUUUAUUCGAUAACACUGGAACUGAAACAUCUUAUUCCAACCAGUUGUUUAUCAAUAAAUUGAAUUUGGACGUGAAAAAUAGAAAGAUAACAUCUGUCAGACCUAGAAAUCUAAAAUUAACCUCCAAAAGUUUCAUUGAUGAUAGUUUGUAUAAUCCAAAUUACGGUUAUUUCAAUAAUAAUGAUGUUGAAAUUUUUCAUUUAGACAAGCCCUUUGAUUAUGCAGAAUUGAAAGACAUUGAUGAGUUUUUGGAUACUUGGGAAAAAAAAUACGACAAAUACUCCUCAACAAAUAGAAACAAUCUACAACUAUGGCAUACACCAACUGAGUUGUUUCAACCGUAUUAUGGCGAAGCCAUUGCCAGAUAUUUAUUAGUCAACUACAAAUUAUCCUAUUAUCCUUAUCACGAUUUGAUAAUCUAUGAAAUGGGAGGUGGUAAUGGUACUUUAAUGUUGAACAUUCUUGAUUAUAUCAAAAGAGUCGACCCUGAAGUAUACGAAAGAACUCAAUACAAAAUUAUUGAAAUUUCUUCAAAGUUGGCAAAUAAACAAAGAAGCCAGUUCGUUGAGCAAUUGUUAAAGUUAAAAAGUUUCAAUGAACACAACUCGAAAAUUCAAAUCAUAAACAAGUCGAUAUUUGAUUGGGAUAAAAGAGUAGGAGACCCAUGUUACUUUCUUGCUUUAGAGGUGUUUGAUAAUUUUGCUCAUGAUAUUAUUCGGUACAACAAUCUAACUGGACAGCCGUAUCAAGGGUAUGUUGUAACUGAUGAAAAUGGUGAUUUCCAUGAAUAUUUCAAUCCAGAACUCGAUUACUAUUGCGAUUUGUUUUUAAGAUUAAGAGAAAAUGGAGAAUAUCCUCAAAUAAAUAAGAAAAAAAGAAGUUUCAAAAAUUCUCUAAGACCUGCACACCCUUUAGAUGAGUUCAAAUUCAAAAAGUUAUUCAUGAACCAAGUUUUUCCUUUUAGGAACCAAUUGAGUUAUUGCUCUGAAUUCAUACCUACAAGAUUGUUGGAAUUUUUUUUCAUAUUGAAAAACUUUUUUCCCAACCACUCAUUAUUGUCCUCGGAUUUCAAUUAUUUGCCAAACUCUAUCCCCAGUUCUUACAAUGGCCCGGUGAAAAGAAGUUAUCAUGAUCAAGUCAUCACUGCAAACACUUAUAUGGUAAACCAGGGGUAUUUUGAUAUUAUGUUUCCAACCGACUUUCCAUUGAUAAGUGAUUUGUACAGACAAAUCAACGGAAAAGUUGGAAAGAUUGAAUCUCACGAAGAAUUUUUGACUAGGUGGAGUGAUUUAGAGAGAACCACCACCAAAACAGGUGAAAAUCCAAUGACUGAGUUCUAUAAAAACGUUUCGUUCUUC